CACGAAUUCUAGGCGUAGAAGUAGGAAAUCGGAAUCAAAUAUCAACAUACAUACAUACAGACUUGUUUGAAUCGUCAAUCAAAUAUCAACCAAUCGAUAUCGAUGGCUUCAUCUUCGGAUUCCAUGGACAACACUUUCAGAGCUCGAGUCCAGAAGAUCUUCGGGUCUCUCUCAUCAUCAUCAUCAUCGCUAAGCCCUCCGUGGUCUCUCACCGACUGCGAGGUCGAAAAGAGAGAGUGGCGACGACCCUCUUCUGCCAAAGACGAUGACCAAACCCCUAUUUCUUUCUUUUUCGAUGGCCUUGCUUGUAGGGUUGUAGGGUUCCGCCAUGAAAGGAGGUAGAUCGAAAACGGAGACCAAAAGGACCGAUAGCAAGCUUUCGGUGAAAAGAGGUGCUCCGAGCGAGAAGGCCGGUAAAAAGCCAGCGGCGAAGAAGGGGAAGGCUGCCAAGGACCCUAACAAGCCGAAGAGGCCUGCUAGUGCUUUCUUUGUUUUCAUGGAGGAGUUUAGGAAAACGUACAAAGAGAAGCAUCCUAACAACAAAUCCGUAGCCGCCGUGAGUGUUUUCACCUCAUUUGUUUUACUGAUUUUUGAUUUGUGGAUUUUGUUCAAGUUUGAUUUCGGGUUGGCUCUGGUUGCCCUCCUCUGUCUAUGA
Molecule: messenger RNA, 655 nt
Organism: Camellia sinensis
Lineage: Eukaryota; Viridiplantae; Streptophyta; Magnoliopsida; Ericales; Theaceae
Source: RefSeq, a predicted model, not a curated record